AUGUCGCGUUGGCUGAGAGCUUUUUCGACUACAACGUCGUUGUUCAAUUCCACAAUGGCUUCUCGCCAGCACUCGUUCGAGGUGUUCCGCGAUGUAGCCCCCCUCCGAAAGAUGCGCCGACAACUACUGCUGUCGAACAGGACUGUAGGCCUUGUUCCCACAAUGGGAGCUCUGCACGAAGGUCAUCUCUCGUUGAUGCGACAGGCAGCGGCAGAGAACACCGAUGUCUUUGUCAGUAUCUACGUUAACCCAACUCAAUUCGGAGUCAAUGAAGAUCUAGCGAGCUACCCUCGUACAUGGGACAGUGAUGUGGCAAAACUUGAACAAUUGAACGAAGAAUUGACUAGUCAAGGAGAGAAGUAUGGUCGUGUCACGGCUAUCCUAGCGCCUACGUCCAAGGUCAUGUACCCUACAUUGCCGCCAUCAUCCGAGGUAGACGGUGACGGUUCAUUCGUCACAAUCACGCCCAUUUCAAAGAAGCUCGAAGGUGCUUCCCGUCCCGUCUUCUUUCGCGGAGUUGCCACGGUUUGCAUGAAGCUCUUCAAUAUUGUCUGCGCCGAUCGCGCAUACUUUGGGCAGAAAGACGUUCAACAAACAGUCGUUAUCAAGCGGAUGGUGAAGGACUUCCAUAUCCCUACGGAGAUCAAGAUUGGCGCUACAGUCCGCGAACAGGAUGGACUAGCAAUGAGUUCGAGGAAUGUUUACCUGGGGUCGAGAAGACGUACCGUUGGUCUUGUUCUCUUCAACGCCUUGAAAGCAGCUGAAGACGCAUACCUCUCUGGCAAAACCAACCGAAACGAGAUUUUGGAUGCCGCCAAUCGGAUGACACAGAAGGUACUCGGCGAGCAGCAGGCAUUGAAGCCCUCAGAAAGGGCGCUUUACGAGGUUGAUUAUAUCUCGCUCGCGGAUCCUGACACUUUGGAUGAAUUGGAGGUUGUUGAUCCCUCGAGAGGUGCCAUCUUGAGUGGUGCAAUCAAAAUGGCGCCUCUAGAGGUGUCAAAUCCCGGUGAAGAUUGUGGUCUUGGUGAUGGGAAGGUACCUGUACGGCUGAUUGACAAUCUGAUCUUGACACCCCGGGUUUGA
This is a messenger RNA of Aspergillus lentulus, 1083 nucleotides long. Its product is annotated as pantoate--beta-alanine ligase PAN6. Lineage: Eukaryota; Fungi; Ascomycota; Eurotiomycetes; Eurotiales; Aspergillaceae. The record is from RefSeq and is a predicted model, not a curated record. Gene Ontology annotation, molecular function: pantoate-beta-alanine ligase activity. Gene Ontology annotation, biological process: pantothenate biosynthetic process.